GGCUUUCUGAAGGCUGACAAAAGCAUUUUGUUUCAACAGGAGCUCAGAUCUUUAUCAGCUUUUAUUUGUUCACUUGGUAGAAAUCUGAGAGGGAAAAGGUUCAGCCUGUACCUUGGAUUGAUACACGGUGGAAGACCGAAGGACUAAAACUUCAAAAGGAAUUGGGUGUGCUGCAGGAACAUGACGGAGGAAUAAAACGCCAGCUGUGCUGAUAAGUAAAGCCUCUGUGUACUUUACGUGUGUGUUUGUGGAAACCUGGCUAGAGAACACACACAAACUAGGACAGCUACGUCCCACCUUCCUAGAGGAUCUGAUCCAGAGACCUGAACAAGGCCUCCAGAACUCUGAGCUGGCUGUUCCAGAGGCAGCAUACCACUCAGUGAUUAAUAAAACUUGUGGGAAGUGGGCAUAGCAAUCACAGCCUCAUGUGCUAUUGGAAAUACUGAUUUACUACAACUGUUGGACCAGCAGAAUGAUACAGGAUCAUACAGCACCUCUGGACAGUGUACCAGGUCACUUUUGGAUCACUGCACAAAGUCUUCAGAGAAAACAGUAGUGAUUACAAGGAAACGAUGCUUAACAAAAACAAGUUCAUUGUCAAGUAACACUCAAACAGGAGCAUAUCUCUGAAGGCCAUGUGGUUAUGAUAUUCAGGUUCCAUAAUGCCUCCUGCCAUGACAGACAUCCUUGACAUCUGGGCAGUGGAUUCACAGAUAGGAGCUGAUGGUUUAAUCUCUGUGGACUUCCUGCUCCCAACUGGAACCUACAUCAACCUGGAUGUGCCUCGAGAUGCCACCAUAUGCCAUAUUAAACAGCUACUAUGGAAGCAGGCACACAGCUACCCUCUAUUUCAUCUCCUUAUGGAGAUUGACUCUUAUAUGUUCUCAUGUGUGAACCAGACGGCUGUACGUGAGGAACUAGAGGAUGAAACUCGAAGGUUGUGUGAUGUUAGACCCUUUCUUCCUGUCCUCAAACUAGUGACAAGAAACUGUGACCCAGGGGAAAAAUUGGAUUCCAAAAUAGGUGUCCUUAUAGGAAAAGGCCUCCAUGAGUUUGAUGCCUUACAGGACCCUGAAGUGAAAGAAUUCCGUAGUAAAAUGCGGCGAAUCAGUGAAGAGAAACUCCUGUCGCUUGUGGGCCUGUCCUGGGUUGACUGGCUAAAGCACAGCUAUCCACCAGAACAAGAACCCUCAAUCCCAGAAAACUUUCAAGAUAAACUCUACGGUGGAAAUCUUGUUGUGGCCAUUCAUUUUGAUAAAUGCCAGGAUGUAUUUAGUUUUCAAGUGUCUCCUAACAUAAAUCCUGUCAAGUUGAAUGAAUUGGCAAUCCGAAAACGUUUGACUAUCCAUGGAAAGGAAGACGAAGUUGAUCCUUCUGACUAUGUGUUGCAAAUUAGUGGAAGACUGGAAUAUAUUUUUGGUGACCACCCAUUAAUUCAGUUCCAGUAUAUCCGUAAGUGUGUGAUGAACAGGAUUCUUCCUCACCUGACACUGGUUGAGUGUUGCAGCAUAAAGAAAAUGUGUGAACAGGAGAUGAUUGCCACAGAAGGUGCCAUAAACCGAAAAUCAUCCAAUCUUCCUCUUCCUCUGCCACCAAAAAAAACACGAACAGUUACUCAGCUGACUCACAGUGUGUGGGAUAUGAGCAACCCUUUCAAGAUUAUGCUGUUAAAGGGUAAUAAGUUGAACACAGAAGAAACUGCCAAAGUUCAUGUCAGGGCUGGUCUUUUCCACGGAACUGAACUCCUUUGUAAGCCAAUUGUAAGUGCAGAAAUAUCUGGGAGAAGUGAACAUGUUUGGAAUGAAACACUGGAAUUUGAAAUCAAUGUCUGUGACUUGCCAAGAAUGGCUAGGCUGUGCUUUGCAGUUUAUGCUGUGAUGGAUAAAAUGAAAACUAAAAAGUCAACCAAGACCAUUAAUCCCUCCAAAUACCAGACCAUCAGGAAAGCAGGAAAAGUGCACUAUCCUGUAGCCUGGGUAAAUACCAUGGUAUUUGAUUUUAAAGGACAGUUGAAGAGUGGAGACCUCUUACUGCACAGUUGGACAUCAUUUCCUGAUGAACUUGAAGAAAUGUUGAAUCCAAUGGGAACAGUACGAACUAAUCCUUACACUGAAAAUGCAACGGCUUUGCACAUUAAAUUUCAAGAAUAUUCAAAACUGCCUAUUUAUUACCCUCCCUUUGAUAAGAUACUUGAAAAGGCAGCUGAGAUUGCAAAAAGCAGUGAGAAUGCUGGCAUGCCAGGUCGAGGUGGCAAAAAGUUCUAUAUUGAACUAAAAGAAAUCAUGGAAAGGGACCCCUUGACUCAACUAUGCGAAAAUGAAAUGGAUCUUAUAUGGACUUUGCGGUAUGACUGUCGUGAGAAUUUCCCACAAUCACUGCCAAAACUGCUGCUGUCUAUAAAAUGGAACAAACUUGAAGAUGUUGCUCAGCUUCAGGCUCUUCUUCAAAUAUGGUCAAAAUUGCCUCCUAGAGAAGCAUUAGAGUUGCUGGAUUUCAAUUAUCCGGACCAGUAUGUGAGAGAGUAUGCAGUGGGCUGUUUAAAGCAAAUGAGUGAUGAAGAGCUCUCUCAGUAUCUUCUCCAGCUUGUGCAAGUUCUGAAAUAUGAACCUUUUCUCGAUUGUGCCCUCUCCAGAUUCCUGGUAGAGAGAGCACUUGCUAAUAGGAGGAUUGGGCAGAUGCUAUUUUGGCAUCUAAGGUCAGAGGUGCACAUACCUGCUGUCUCAAUACAGUUUGGUGUAAUACUUGAAGCUUACUGCCGAGGAAGUAUUGCUCACAUGAAAGUGCUUUCCAAACAGGUUGAAGCCCUCAGUAAAUUGAAGACCUUAAAUAGUAUAAUAAAACUGAACGCCAUGAAGCAAAGCAAAGCAAAAGGAAAAGAUGCAAUGCACACCUGUUUAAAACAAAAUGCAUACAGAGAAGCACUUUCUGACCUCCAGUCUCCUUUGAAUCCUUCUGUUAUACUAUCAGAACUAUACGUUGAGAAGUGUAAAUAUAUGGAUUCUAAAAUGAAGCCUUUAUGGAUAGUAUACAACAAUAAGAUGUUUGGAGGAGAUCUCUUAGGGAUCAUCUUUAAAAAUGGCGAUGAUCUACGACAAGACAUGUUGACACUCCAGAUUUUGCGUUUGAUGGACUUACUUUGGAAAGAAGCUGGUCUUGAUCUCCGGAUGUUGCCAUAUGGUUGUUUAGCAACAGGAGACCAUUCUGGCCUUAUUGAGGCUGUUUCUGCUGCAGAAACCAUUGCAGAUAUUCAGUUAAAUAGUAGCAAUGUUGCUGCUGCUGCUGCAUUCAACAAAGAUGCUCUCUUAAACUGGCUAAAGGAAUACAAUUUAGGAGAUGACCUGGAUCGAGCCAUCGAGGAGUUCACCCUAUCUUGUGCUGGCUACUGUGUAGCUACUUACGUACUGGGCAUCGGUGACAGACAUAGUGACAAUAUCAUGGUCAGGAAGAAUGGUCAGCUCUUUCACAUAGAUUUUGGGCAUAUUCUUGGGAACUUCAAAUCCAAAUUUGGAAUUAAAAGGGAACGAGUGCCUUUCAUUCUUACCUAUGAUUUCAUUCAUGUCAUUCAACAAGGCAAAACGGGGAAUACUGAGAAAUUUGGCCGGUUCCGCCAGUGUUGUGAGGAUGCAUAUUUGAUUCUGCGAAGACAUGGAAACCUAUUUAUCACACUCUUUGCACUGAUGUUAACUGCAGGGCUUCCAGAGCUAACUUCUGUCAAGGAUAUCCAGUAUCUCAAGGACUCUCUUGCCUUAGGGAAGAGUGAGGAAGAAGCGCUAAAACAAUUUAAGCAAAAAUUUGAUGAAGCGCUCCGGGAGAGUUGGACUACUAAAGUGAACUGGAUGGCUCACACUGUUCGAAAAGAUUACAGAUCCUAGGUGGUUUUUAGAUUUGCACUAAACUGAAUAUUACUCUGACAAUAAGUGUUUAAAAAGGGAACUGUAGGCUUGACCAACAAAAUGUAUUUCAAAACAGAAAAAGGAAGUGGUCUGGAGAAUUGCUGAUUCUUUUGCACUCUGCUUCUGAAUGCUUGAUCCCAAGACUUUCUGAACAAAUAGUAAAUAUCCUGGAUAAUCAGUUCCUGCUGACUUUGCACGCUGAGAGCUACUAGAUACUUUAUUCUUUUUUUUUUUUAAUUAUUUGGUACUUUAAAAAAGUGUAAAUAUUUGUUUUUGUAUGUUGGGGUAAUGUAUUCUACACACCCGAGAGGUUUGGAGACCUCUCAUGAAACUGCUCAUUGUUUUAAAAUUGGGGCUUAAAAGAAGAGUGAAAGUUUUUGAUAUCUUAAUACUAGCUAAACAUGACCAUACUGUAUAUAUUUUUUCAUAUGAAAUCUGCCCUACUUGCAUAAAUGCAUUAAUUAAUUCUACUGUAAAGAGUAGCCACAGUUAUUGUACUACAGGGAGGUGCUUAAAGUCUUGUACUGCUGCUGAAAGAACAGUAUACAGAUAUUUGUAAGAUUUCUAAUGGGAGUUCUUCAAAAGCACUUAGUUUUGUCCUAACUUUCUUCUCACUGACUUCACUAGGAGCAAUUAGACCAAUGCUGAAUGCUUCUGAAAAUCCCUCCCAAAAGAUGUAUUGUCUUCAAUUCAAUCUGUUUAACUCUUUGCAAAAAGCAAAGUUAUUUCAUCUGUCUGCAAAGAGUUGCUCCAUUCAGUCUUCCAUUUAAGUUCAUAACAGUGAUGCACACACAAACACAUUGUGUAAAGUAUGUACAGUAUAUGGACAAUUUUACUUAAAUAUAAUACAAAUACUGAUUAACAGAGCCUAUGUACCAAAAUAAUAAGGAAAUUGUACCACCAACUCGGUACUUAAGAUUUUGUAAAAAUAAAGUCCAUACUUAAAAUUCAACAUGUUAUAAAACACCAGUGAGGAGUCAUAACUCUGUUCUUACUGUAUUUAUUAAAAGCCUGCAGUAAUAUUACUUUUCCAGGAUAUUUGUGUUCGGUUUAAGAUGAUUGAUAACGAAACUGGAUUUGUUUUAAUUUAUUUAGUGAGGUAUCAGUUUUUUAGGUGCAUAAAUGGAGAGCUAUUGUGAUACGUGCAAUAGAAACUGCUGUUUUAAAGGUGUAAUAUAUACUGUUUCUGAACAUUAGGAAGAUGGAACUUAACUACUGUUCAUUCUCCAAAGACCACUGGUAGCUCUCAAUUUGUGUUGACAUUUGAAAGAGAAUUAAAUAUAUAUUUACCUUUGGACUAAACAAUUGUUUUACACAGGAAUUUCAUUAAAGAUGAUUUUACUUUGUUCUUAGA
Messenger RNA from Gopherus flavomarginatus (Mexican gopher tortoise), 5247 nucleotides. RefSeq names its product phosphatidylinositol-4,5-bisphosphate 3-kinase catalytic subunit beta (gene PIK3CB). The record is from RefSeq and is a predicted model, not a curated record. The transcript has 25 exons. Gene Ontology annotation, cellular component: phosphatidylinositol 3-kinase complex; plasma membrane; cytoplasm. Gene Ontology annotation, biological process: phosphatidylinositol-3-phosphate biosynthetic process; cell migration; phosphatidylinositol-mediated signaling. NCBI's taxonomy places the organism in Eukaryota, Metazoa, Chordata, Testudines, Testudinidae. Bases 663 to 3872 code for a protein of 1069 amino acids. Gene Ontology annotation, molecular function: 1-phosphatidylinositol-3-kinase activity; 1-phosphatidylinositol-4-phosphate 3-kinase activity.